Choloepus didactylus (southern two-toed sloth) is the source of this 1684-nucleotide messenger RNA. Its product is annotated as zinc finger protein 501-like. NCBI's taxonomy places the organism in Eukaryota, Metazoa, Chordata, Mammalia, Pilosa, Megalonychidae. The record is from RefSeq and is a predicted model, not a curated record. Gene Ontology annotation, biological process: regulation of DNA-templated transcription. Bases 244 to 1485 code for a protein of 413 amino acids. The transcript is spliced from 5 exons.
GCUUCAGAGACGUGCUCCGCUGAGGACACGCGCCGAUUGACGUCCUUGCGCCUGCGUGCUGGGUGUCCCGGACGACCACUCUUCCCAUAAAGGCGGCCUUAACCAGUAAAGGCGUCCGGGCUGGUGUAUCAGCCCAGGAACUCCGAGUCUUGCACCCGUUCCUUGCUGCCAGAACUCCGCGGGGUCUUACCCUCUGGGACGACGGCCAUCGCUCGGGACCCGGCAAACUGAGGCUCAUCUCCCAUGGCACAGGAAUUAGUAACAUUCCACGAUGUGGCCAUUGACUUCUCCAAAGAAGAGUGGGGAUUCCUGAGCCCUACUCAGAGAGAUUUGUACAAGACUGUGAUGUUAGAGAAUUAUCAGAACCUAGUCUGCCUGGGACUUUGCAUUUCUGAGUCAGAUGUGAUUUCCCUGUUGGAGCAUGGGAAACUGCCCUUGGUGACAGAGAAAGAGGAGGUAAAAUGUUCAUGGCCAGAUAAAUCAGGUGUGGAAAUUAAGGAGUUAUCUGCAAAGCAUAUUAAUGAAAUAUCCCAGUGUGAUAUGGUGAUAAAACAUACAGGAAACAUAUGUAAGGAAUGUGAAAAUUUUCACUGCCACCAUACCCAUCUUGCUUUCCAUCAGAGAAAUCAUAUACAAAAAAAAUUCAAUCAGUGUUCAGAUUGUGGUAAGUACUUUGGUCGUCGCUCAGCUCUAAUUCAACAUCAAAGAAUUCACACUGGAGAGAGACCCUAUAAAUGUAAUGAAUGUAGUAAGUCCUUCAAUCAAAGAGCACACCUUACUCAGCAUGAGAGAAUUCACACAGGUGAGAAACCUUAUGAAUGUAAAGAAUGUAGGAAAACCUUCAGCCAAAUGACUCAUCUCACUCAGCAUCAGAGUACUCAUACCAGAGAAAAGUUCCAUGAAUGCAAUCAAUGUGGGAAAUCCUUCAGCCGUUCCUCAUCCCUUAUUGAUCACCAGAGAAUUCAUACUGGAGAAAAACCCUAUGAAUGUAGAGAGUGUGGCAGAGCCUUCACUCAAAAUGCACCACUCAUUAGACAUCAGAAAAUUCAUUCUGGAGAAAAACCCUAUGAAUGUAGUAAGUGUAAGAAGUCCUUUGUACGCCUCUCUUCUCUGACUGAACAUCAGAGAAUUCACUCUGGAGAAAAACCGUAUCAGUGUAAGGAUUGUGGGAAGAUCUUCACCCAGGGCAUGCAUCUUAACCUACACAGGAGAGUUCAUACUGGUGAGAAGCCCUAUGAAUGUAAGGAAUGUGGAAAAUCCUUUACCUGUAGUUCCAAUUUUGUUGUUCAUAGGAGGAGUCAUACAGGAGAAAGACCCUAUGAAUGCCAUGCAUGUGGAAAGGCCUUUAACACUUCCUCAUCACUUUGUCAACAUAAGAGAAUUCAUACUGGUGAAAAACCUUUUGGUUGCAAAGAAUGUGGUAAAUUCUUUAGAUGCAUCUCUCACCUUACUCGACAUAAUAGGCUGUAUAAUGGAAAAUGCUAAAAAAUAAUAAAAGUAAAAUUGUGAAUUCUACUUGUUCCUUAUCCUUGCCAAUACUUUGGAAUGUCAGUGUUCCGCUUUGCUAAUGCUGUCAUUAUUCAAAAUACCAGAAAUGGAUUGGGUUUUAUAAAGGGGGUUUAUAUGUUUGCAAAGUUACACUCCUAAGGCCAUAAGAGUGUCCAAACUAAGGCAUCAACAAUAG